This is a messenger RNA of Gigantopelta aegis, 4862 nucleotides long. RefSeq names its product hypoxia up-regulated protein 1-like. Gene Ontology annotation, cellular component: endoplasmic reticulum chaperone complex. Gene Ontology annotation, biological process: negative regulation of hypoxia-induced intrinsic apoptotic signaling pathway; endoplasmic reticulum unfolded protein response; cellular response to hypoxia. The coding region runs from base 149 to 3412 and encodes 1087 amino acids. NCBI's taxonomy places the organism in Eukaryota, Metazoa, Mollusca, Gastropoda, Neomphalida, Peltospiridae. Gene Ontology annotation, molecular function: ATP-dependent protein folding chaperone; ATP binding. The transcript has 26 exons. The record is from RefSeq and is a predicted model, not a curated record.
GCCACAUUCACACACUGUGUAAAUUUUACCGGCUGAUUGCAUGUUGGCUUAGAUAAAAUACGAAUUAUUUUAUCUAGGGUGUUAAUUGCAGUAUUUUCAUCCAUAUUUAUUUUUGAGGUUGAGACAGGUGCACCUGUUAACAGGCGGAAUGGCUUCAAGCUGUCGACACUUGAUGGUUGUCAGCUUAGUGUUGGCCUCCUUCCUCAGUCUUUCAGUUGGUCUGGCUGUCAUGUCAAUUGAUUUGGGAGCAGAGUUUAUGAAAAUUGCCAUCGUUAAGCCUGGUGUACCCAUGGAAAUAGUCUUAAAUACAGAAUCGUCACGAAAAACCAGAACAAUUGUUGCCUUCCGAGAUGGUGAAAGACAGUUCGCGAACGAAGCAUACAACACAGGCAUCAGAUUUCCUCGAAAAGCGUUCUCCUAUCUGACACACGUAAUUGGACGUGACUUUGACGAUCCACAAGUCCAGUUGUACAAAGAACGGUUUCCUUACUACGAUAUCCUGAAAGAUGAAACAAGAGGAACGGUGCUGUUCAAGAUUGACGAAGAGACGUUCUACAGUCCUGAGGAACUACUGGCAAUGAUUCUCGACUCCGCAAAAGAAUAUGCCGAAGCUUUUGCUGAACAGCCAAUCACUGACGUUGUUAUAACCGUGCCCCCGUACUACAACCAGGUUGAGAGGAAGGCCGUGCUACACGCCGCCCAGAUGGUCAAACUGAACGUUUUGCAGCUGAUGAGCAACAACGCAGCAGUUGCACUCAACUUUGGUGUGUUCCGACGAAAGAACUUCAAUUCUACAAUGCAGUAUUACAUGUUCUACGACAUGGGAGCCACUAGCACUGUAGCCACUGUUGUUGGUUACCAAGUUGUGAAAGUCAAAGAGGGAACCAGAGUAGACACACACCCACAGCUUUCAAUCAAAGGAGUUGGAUUUGAUCGGACGUUUGGAGGUCUUGGUAUCUCAAUGCGUCUUCGCGACCACCUAGCGAAGGCAUUCAACGCACAGAAGAAGACCAAGACGGAUGUUUUCACCAACGAGCGCGCGAUGGCCAAACUGCUGAAGGAGAGCGACAGGGUGAAGAAAGUGCUGAGUGCGAACAAUGACCAUUACGCUCAGGUUGAAGGAUUACUAGAUGAGAAGGAUUUCCGACACAAAGUGACGAGAGAGGAACUUGAAGAACUGUGCAGUGAUCUGCUCACUAAAGUGACCAAGCCCAUGGAAGAAGCUCUCAAAAUCUCAGAAAUAACAAUGGGGGAGAUAACUGAUGUUAUUCUAAUGGGAGGUGCCACUCGAAUGCCUAAGGUCCAGGAUGAAUUGAUGCAGUUUGUCAACAGAGAGAAACAGGUUGCCUUAGAAAGACAGGAGCUAGGGAAGAGUAUUAACACGGAUGAAGCGGCCGCUAUGGGGGCAGUGUACCAGGCUGCUUACCUCGGCAAGGGGUUCAAAGUGAAGACGUUCAGUGUCAAGGAUGGAACCAUUUACCCGAUUGUGGUUGACUUUGAGAAACAUCGAAACGCCGAGGAGACUAUGGAUGCCGGUAGGAUAAUCCGCCGCACUCUGUUUGGCCGCAUGAACCCGUUCCCGCAGAAGAAGGUGAUGACCUUCAACAAACACUACGCAGACUUCAGCUUCACUGUCGGCUACGGCGACCUCAGCUUCUUACCCGAGCAAGAUCAAAAAUCUUUUAAGACCCUCACCCUGGCGAACGUGACUCUGAAGGGUGUGGAGGAUGCGUACAAGAAACACGGGGAGAGUUCUGACAACAAGGGCAUCAAGGCGCACUUCCGCAUGGACGACAGUGGGCUGCUGCAUCUAGACAAGGUUGAAUCGGUAUUUGAGAAGAUGCAGGACCCAGAAGAGGUGAAAAAGGACGAAUCAGCUUGGUCAAAAAUUGGCAGUGCUCUGGGUGGGCUAUUUGGUACAUCGAAUGAGAAGAAGGACAGUGUCGUGGAAACGGAUCACACACCUGACGCCGAGGGGAAAAAGGAGGAAAGUACAACUGACAAAGAGAGUAAGGAGAAGGGGACGAAAGACAAAACUGACUCGAAAACAUCUGAGUCGAAAACCACUGACUCGAAAACAUCUAAGUCGGAAUCCACUGAGUCGAAAACAUCAGAGUCGGAAUCCACUGAGUCGAAAACAUCAGAGUCGGAAAAGAAAGAGGAAAAACCGACAGAUACACCAGAGGAGAAACAACGAGAGAAAAAGACGGAGAAAGAGAAAAGUGACGAAAAACCAGCUGAUGAACAAACAGAAAAAACUGAUGACAAAGAGGAGAAACAGAAAGACGAAGCAAAUAAAACGAACGAACGGAAGGACAAGAAAGAAAAGAAAGAGAAGAAAGGCAAGGAUAAGAAGGAUAAAAAAGAUAAAAAAUCUGACGCGGAAAAGAAAGCGGAAAAAGAAGCAAAAGAGAAAGAGGAAGAGGAAGCUAAAAAGCCGAAGAUUGUGACGAUUAAAGAAAACAUCACUGUGGAGAUUGAGUCGUUUGACAUUCCGGGCAUCCCGAAAGAUAACAUGAAAGAGUCUAGAAAGAGACUGGCGAGCCUGAAGGCGAGGGACCAGGAGAAGAAGGAGCUGGAGGCGGCGAAGAACGAACUGGAGGCAUACAUCUUCGACGCACAGGACAAGUUCACCCAGAAGGACUAUGUGCAGUGUUCCACGGAGGAGGAGCGUGACGUCAUCGUCAAGGCUCUGGCUGCCGCGUCCGACUGGCUGUACGAACAACCCGACGAUGCAAAGAAGACGGCGUACACUGACAAACUGAAGGAACUCGUUACCGCCACGAAGGACGUGGUUAUCCGAGUCCGCGAGAUGCAGGAGCGACCCAAGGCUCUCGACGCCAUGAAGUCGAUGCUGAACCAUUCGAAGGUCUUCCUGGCAACCAUCAAGAACCUGACCACAUUGGAAGAUCCCAUGUUCACUGAGGUGGAAAUAACCACGCUGGAAAAACUCAUCACCAACACAGUCGAUUGGUUGAAAAGCAGUAAAGCUGAACAAAAGAAACUGAAAAACCACGAAAAUCCAAAACUACUUGUGGAAGACAUUGCUUUAAAAAUUCAAGCUCUCGACAGAGAAGUGAAAUAUUUAGUGAAUAAAGCCAAAUAUUACAAACCGAAGCCAAAACCCAGUGAGAAAGGCAAAUCGAAUGAGACAGUCUCAGAUGGUGGCAAAGAUUCAGCCAAUAAAACGGAGGAGGAUAAAAAAUCCACCAAUGAAAAAUCAGAAUCUGAUAAAGAAUCGACGAAUGAGAAACCCGAUUCCGAUAGCUCAACCCAACCUCCAGAGACUCUAGAUAUACCACCAGUGGUUCCAACAAUACCAAAAACUGAUGAUAAAAAAUCAGAUGAAACUUUACAGAUAGAUGCUAGUGAAACUGUUGAUCAAGAAAAAUCGGAACAUUCAGAAUUGUAACGAAAGCUUCAUUUAAUUGUUUUAUUUAAUUCUAUACAUGUGUGAAUGUACUGCAGUAUCACCAUGGAGAUGUGUGCCAGAAAUCAUGUGAUAAGAAUUUAACGAGGAGAAACUCUCAAAAUGCAGUGAUGUUACAAAGAACGAUAACUCUUUUUAUGUUCAUGGGAAAAGAAAGGUCACUUCAUAAGAAAGGAAGAUUAAUUUAUCAUCACGACCAAGAAAGACAACUCUGAUUUCAUCACAGGAGAUGAUAACUAGCACAAAGGAAGAUAACUAAGUUUAUAACAAAUGAAAAUAGCUAAACUUAAGCCAAAGUGGAGAUGAACUUGUUUGGUAUCAAAGGAGGAUAACUUUAACUUCAUCACAAAGGGAGAUAAAUUACUUCAGGAUUAACAUUAACAAAAUUGUGUGGGAUGAAGUGCAGAUUAAAAAAAAAAAAAAUUGGAUUCAUGAGAUAACAUUAAAAUAGAGAUAGACCGAAAUAGUAUUGAAAUAAAUUUUGUGUGCUGUUGUCAGUUCAUUACGUUGGCAUUAUUCAGUCCUGACAUGCUGAAUACCAUCACUCGGUGUUUGAAAUAAGCACCUUUCUGUUUGUACUAUGGACAAGUAACUGUUUUCAAAGCAGUUUCAGUUUGAGCAGUAAAAAAACAUUGUUCUUGCACUUGAAUGAAACAAACCAUUUAUUAUUUAGACACGUGAAAAUAAUUAGCAAACAAGUAGAUUUCUAGAUAGACAAGUGAACAGUUUUACUUAUUUCUAUCACUGUUACUUGCUACGAAUGCAUGACUUUUGAAAAACAUUAUAGUCUGUAGUAAACACCAUUGUGAACAAACAUUUAAUGAUCCGGGUUUUCUGCCUUUGUUAAAUGUUUCUGACCAUCUGAGCAUUUUCAUUGACCAUAUCCGUACAGGCUCCCAUUUGGGUUUUUUUGGGGGGCUGACUUUUGCCCAAAUUAAAAGAAAAUACCAGAAUCUGGAUAACAUUUAUUCAUAUUAGCAUCACUACCAAACAGCUAUAUAGGGAAGAAAACUAAUCACUAUGCAUUUUUAUAUGAAUUACAACUAAUUUUGAGUGUAAGAAUGAUGGAAAUACAUGGUUAAAAGGUCUCAGGUUAGCACAUUUUGUCCAAAUAUCUGUAACUUAAAGGUUUGCUCCAGCACUAGGGGACAGCUGAUCCCCCCACCACCCCCUGUCUCGUACGCAUAUGUUAUUGACUAAAAGUACAUAUUAAGUCCAUUUCUUUUUUUUCUUUUUUUUUUUGGUUUAGAACAGUGUCAGUAUCUGUUUCUAGUCUUCCUUUCCUAAGCUGGAUUUUAUCUCCAAAUAAUUUAAAGAGACAUUCCUGAGUUUGCUGCAUUGUAAGAUGUUUCCAACUAAUAAAAUAUUUCUAUGAUUAAACUUACAUCUUAAAUAAAUUUUCUUGUUUAGAAUAUCUGUGGUAAUAUUUAAU